AUGAAGUCCGCCCUCAUCUUAUUUCUGGUCUUUAUAGGCCUGGCUGCUGCCUGGUCAAAGGAUGACUAUGAAAUCUUUCGUCUUCGGGAUGAGGUCGCCACGGCCGAAGGGGCCAACGUGACUUUCUACGAUUUCCUCGGAAUUCGUCCCAAUGCCAAUCAUGACCAAAUCACCAAGGCCCAUCGUCAAAAGUCGCGAACCCUCCACCCGGACAAGGUGAAACGUGCCUUCGUCGCCAACUACGCACAGGACAAGUCCAAGUCCAAGACCACCAAGCCAGGCGUUCACGUCAACUCCGGUCCCUCCAAGCGCGAAAUUGACGCCGCCGUGAAAGACGCCAAUGCCCGCUCCGCUCGCCUGAACACCGUGGCCAAUGUCCUCCGCGGACCUUCCCGCCAGCGCUACGACCAUUUCCUCAAGAACGGAUUCCCGCUCUGGAGAGGAACAGGUUACUACUAUAGUCGUUUCCGUCCUGGCCUUGGAACCGUCAUGACUGGUUUAUUCCUUGUCUUCGGUGGUGCUGGUCAUUACGGUGCACUUAUCCUGAGCUGGAAGCGUCAGCGCGAGUUCGUGGAUCGCUAUAUUCGUCAGGCUCGUCGUGCGGCUUGGGGUGAUGAAUCUGGUGUACGUGGUAUCCCUGGUCUUGAUUCCGCUGGUUCUUCCACCCCGACUCCUUCUUCCGAGACUGAGCAGCCUGCUGCUGUCGCGGUGAACCGUCGUCAGAAACGGAUGAUGGAUCGUGAGAAUCGGAAGGAGAAGAAGAGUGGAAGAGUUGCGCCGGCGCGUAGCUCCGGUACCUCGACACCUACUGAACAAGUGGUUUCGACUGGUGAGCGGAAGCGUGUUGUGGCGGAAAAUGGAAAGGUGUUGAUUGUUGAUUCCAUUGGCAAUGUUUUCUUGGAACAGGAGUCUGAGGAGGGUGAACGUCAGGAGUUCUUGUUGGAUGUUGAUGAGAUUCAGCGUCCUUCUUUCCGGGAUACCAUUGUUUGUAAACUUCCUGUUUGGGCUUUCCGCAAGACUGUUGGUCGGGUUCUUGGCUCCAAGGAGGAGGAGGAGGAGAUUAUCGAGGAGGUCGAGGAAGAAGUUGAGGAGGUUGUUGAGUCUACUGCUACUUCAAAUGGUCGCUCCGCUCGUCGUCGUGGUAAGAAGGCUCAGCGAUCAUAA
Penicillium malachiteum is the source of this 1164-nucleotide messenger RNA. RefSeq lists its product as uncharacterized. Gene Ontology annotation, cellular component: endomembrane system. The transcript has 3 exons. Lineage: Eukaryota; Fungi; Ascomycota; Eurotiomycetes; Eurotiales; Aspergillaceae. The record is from RefSeq and is a predicted model, not a curated record. Bases 1 to 1164 code for a protein of 387 amino acids.